Molecule: messenger RNA, 6031 nt
Organism: Danio aesculapii
Lineage: Eukaryota; Metazoa; Chordata; Actinopteri; Cypriniformes; Danionidae
Gene: dennd5a
Product: DENN/MADD domain containing 5A
Exons: 19
Coding region: 241-3183 (980 amino acids)
Molecular function (GO): guanyl-nucleotide exchange factor activity; small GTPase binding
Source: RefSeq, a predicted model, not a curated record
GAAGUCAGUGGAUAAAGGUUUAAAGAAAGAAAGAAAGAAAGAAAAACAUCACUCACCUUACUAAUAGUAAUUUGAGUGAUAUUCUCUUUCUGCUCUGAUUAAAUUACUUUGCUUCACCUCUGUUGAAAUCUGUUCUUGUUUUGGUUGUGAGUUGUGAGUCUGUGUGUCUCCUGAUAAUCUGCAUGGCUCUGUAAAUGAGCUCAGUGUAGUGUAACCCUGCUCUGACCGUCACGUGUCUGAAUGCAUCUGUGUUUUUUUCCUUUAUGUCCAGAUUACCAGCGGCUGAUGACGGUGGCGGAGAGCAUCACAGCCUUAAUGUUCCCCUUUCAGUGGCAGCAUGUGUACGUGCCUAUCCUGCCUGCGUCCCUGCUCCACUUCCUGGAUGCUCCUGUGCCGUACCUCAUGGGUCUGCACUCUAACGGCCAGGACGACCGCACCAAACUGGAGCUUCCCCAAGAGGCCAAUCUCUGCUUUGUCGAUAUUGACAACCACUUCAUCGAGCUACCCGAAGACCUGCCUCAGUUCCCCAACAAGCUGGAGUUUAUCCAGGAGAUCUCUGAGGUUCUGCUGGCGUUUGGCUUGUCUCCAGAAGCGAACCCACAAUGCAGCGAGGGCCAGAGCAAGAUCAGGGGCUUCCGAUCAGGUGACAUGGCCUCUGACAAGCGCAACGGGAACCUGGCCGGCUCGCCGCUCAACUCAUUCCUGCUGAGAGAAAACCAAACCAUCGCUCGCCUGCAAGCGCUGGUCAAGAGGACUGGAGUCAGUCUGGAGAAGUUGGACGUGAAGGACGACGCGAGCACUAAUAAGGAUACAAAAGUGCAGUGCGAAGAAGAAGAGAUGAAAAUGCACCAGCUGAACAUUCGGGUGCGAGAGGUCUUCGCCAACCGUUUCUCGCAGAUGUUCUCGGAUUAUGAGGUGUUUGUUAUUCAGCCCAGCCAAGACAAAGAGUCCUGGUUCAGCAACCGAGACCAGAUGCAGAACUUUGACAAGGCCUCCUUCCUGUCAGAUCAGCCCGAACCGUACCUGCCGUUCCUCUCCCGCUUUCUGGAGACGCAGAUGUUUGCCUCUUUCAUCGACAGUAAGAUCCUGUGCCACGAUGACGAGGACAAAGAGCACACACUGCGAGUUUUUGAUUCCCGUGUUGACAAAAUCCGCAUGAUAAAUGUCAGGACACCCACCCUGCGGACCUCCAUGUACCAGAAAUGCACCAAUAUCGAUGAAGCAGAAAAGGCCAUAGAGGUGAGACUGUGUAAGAUCGACCACACGGCUCUGCAUCCCCAUCUGCUGGACAUGAAGAUCGGUCAGGGCCGAUACGAGCCGGGUUUUUUCCCUCGCUUACAGUCAGAUGUGCUCUCCACUGGACCCACCAGCAACAAAUGGGCGAAGCGCAGUGCACCGGCACAGUGGCGGAGGAAAGACCGACAAAAACAGCACGCCGAACAUCUCUAUCUGGACAAUGACCAGAGAGAGAAAUACAUCCAGGAAGCCAGAAACCUCGGCACCACACUCCGUCAGCCCAAACUCUCCAACCUGUCGCCUUCGGUCAUCGCACAGACCAACUGGAAGUUUGUUGAGGGACUGUUGAAGGAGUGCAGAAAUAAGACGAAGCGCAUGCUAGUGGAGAAGAUGGGACGGGAGGCGGUGGAGCUGGGCCACGGGGAGGUGAGCAUCACCGGUGUGGAGGAAAACACACUCAUCGCCAGCCUGUGUGACCUGCUGGAGCGAAUCUGGAGCCACGGCCUACAGGUCAAACAGGGAAAAUCCGCCCUGUGGUCGCACCUUUUACAUUAUCAAGAGAGUAAAGAGAAGAGAGAUGCUACUCCAGCAGGCCUCGGCCCUCCUGGUAUCAUUCAUGACACAGAGAGACGGAAGUCUGAUGCUAGCUGUGCGAUGCCGCCUCUCAAAGUCUCCUUGAUUCAGGACAUGAGGCACAUCCAGAACAUCAGUGAGAUCAAGACGGACGUUGGGAAGGCCAGAGCAUGGGUACGUCUCUCCAUGGAGAAGAAACUGCUGUCUAGACACCUGAAGCAGCUGCUAUCUGACCACGAGCUCACCAAGAAACUCUAUAAGCGAUAUGCUUUCCUGCGCUGUGAUGACGAGAAGGAGCAGUUCCUCUACCAUCUCCUCUCUUUCAACGCUGUGGACUACUUCUGCUUCACUAAUGUCUUCACCACUAUUAUGAUUCCAUACCAUGUGGUCAUCAUUCCUAGUAAGAAACUUGGUGGCUCCAUGUUUACAGCAAACCCCUGGGUGUGUGUCUCAGGGGAACUAGCCGAAACUGGGGUCCUGCAGGUCCCUAAAAACACUCUGGAGAUUACAUUUGAGUGCCAGAAUCUGGGGAAGCUGACCACUGUACAGAUGGGCCAUGAUAACUCAGGGCUGUAUGCUAAAUGGCUAGUGGAGUGCGUAAUGGUCCGCAAUGGGAUCACAGGGCACACCUAUAAGUUUCCAUGUGGCCGUUGGCUGGGUAAAGGAGUAGAUGAUGGCAGCUUGGAGAGGAUCCUGGUGGGCGAAUUGGUGACUAACAUGGAGAACGAUGAAAGAAUGUGCCGGACUCCUCCGAUGCAGCAAUCCCCCGGGAUGAUGCGAAGAUUCGUCACCAUUUCGCCAAACAGCAAACCAAAGUUAAACACGGGCCAGAUCCAGGAAAGUGUGGGAGAGGCGAUUAACGGGAUCGUCAAACACUUCCAUAAGCCGGAGAAAGAGAGAGGAAGCCUCACUCUGCUUCUGUGUGGAGAGUAUGGUUUGGUUUGGGCUCUGGAGCAGGUUUUCCAGCAUGGCUUCAAGUCACCACGGCUGUUCAAGAACGUCUUCAUUUGGGACUUUCUAGAAAAGGCGCAGGUUUAUUUUGAGAGUGCGGAGCGGAGUCAGAUGACCCAGGAUGAGAACUGGCAGAUGAGGGUCCGUCAUUUCUGCCAUUUCAUGCGCGCCAUCAACAGCACACCCAGAAACAUCGGCAAAGACGGGAAGUUUCAGAUGCUUGUGUGUCUCGGGGCCAGAGAUCACCUGCUCCACCAUUGGAUCGCGCUCCUUGCCGAGUGUCCAAUCACAGCACAGAUGUACGAGGACGUGGCGCUUUUAAAGGACCAUUCAUUGGUGAACUCUCUGAUCCGAGUACUACAGACUCUGCAGGAGUUCAAUAUCACUCUGGAAGCUUCUCUCGUCAAAGGGAUUGGGAUCUAACAACUUCUCAAGAUAAAACUAACCGAUCAGCGGGACCAUGGACUAACUUUGUUUUCGUUUUGUUUUUUUACACUGAACAAAAGGACUAAACCUGGCUUACGUUAAAGCUACCGUCAUGUUUGCCAUAUAUUAAGUGCAAUGAGCCUUUUCAAACGUGUCAUCAUUUUUAUCCACAACGUUAAUACUGACAGUCAAAAACGUCUUCUAUUUUGAUUCGUCCUUUUCACGGAAAGAAUGAAACGCUCGAGAUGUGCUCUACCGUUUUACCGAAAGCUCAAUAUUUUCCGUUGUUGUUGUUGUGGACUGUUGACAAUGGCUAUAUUUCAGAGGAAAAGGCGUAAGAAAAGCUGUUAUUAUAUUUUCAGAGAAGAACAGUGUUAUUUUGAUAUGUGUCCAGUUGCUUGCUCUGUGCUCUAAUCUAAUCCGUACUGUCACAAUGCAGAGUUUGACAGCAAAUGAUGUAGAGGUAUGCUUUAUAAGUACAACUCAUGGGGAAGUCAUAUUUUUACUUAAAAAGAGUGGAAAGGUAUGUUGAAAUGGUUAAAUAGAUUUUUUUUGUAACAAUGCCAGGGGCUGGGGUCAUUUUUCUCCAAAUGCAAAUCAGAUUCAAGAGACAUGACGCAUUUAAACAUUACACUAUCAGUCAAAAGACUGGGAUAAUUAACAUUUUUCUACGUUUUUUUUACUUUUACGAAGUCUCCUGUGCUCACAAUGACACAAAUAUUUGAGAAAAAUGCAUUAAAAUCAGUAAUAUUGUGAAUCUACAUUAUAUUAUAUAAUAGUAUUAUAUAUGUAUAGUAGACACAUAAUAAUGUGAUUACAGUUUAAAAUAACUGUUUUCUACUUUUUAUUACGCUUAUAACUUCUAAUUAUUCUAAUAUGCUGAUUCUGUGCUCAAGAAACGUUUAUUAUUAUAUACGGAAGCCUGUUUCCAUUAUGGAACAUAAACUCAUAUUUGUAACGGAGGCUAGCUAGCGAAGUGCUGUGCAGGUAAACCUCACUCCUCUGACCUCUAAAGGUGCUCUAGCGACUGAUGCUAGAUGCCAUGGUCUUUAGCCUCCUUGAUAGAGCAACCGACUCCCAUACAAAGAAUCGCCCUUUCGAUCACAGCUCAGACUGGAAUGAGUGCAGUGGGACCGGUCAGUUACACGUGGGGGCUCUUUUAGGAUGGAAGUGAGGUUAAGGGUUUGAGUGUAACGGAGGCCAACUAGUGAAGUGCUAUGCAGGUAAACCUCACUCAUCUGACCUCUAAAGGUGCUCUAGCGAUAGAUGCUAGAGGUCAUGGUCUUUAGCCUCCUCCCAUGCAAAGAAUCGCUGUUUUGAUCCCAGCUCAGACCGGGUUGGGUGCAGUAGGACUAGUGGGUUGCAUGUGGGGGCUCGUCCGGGAUGGGAGUGAGAUUAAAGAUUUGAGUGUAACGAAGGCCAGUGCUAUGCAGGUAAACCUCACUCCUCUGACCUCAAAAGGUGCUGUAACAACAGACACUAGAGGCCGACGCUAAAGCAACCGACUCCCAUGCAAAGAAUCACAGGUUCGAUCCCAGCUCGGACCAGUUUGGGUACAGUAGAACCAGUGGGUUACAUAUAUAUCAUUUUUAUAUUAUAGUUUAAUAUGGUAAUAUAUAGUUUAUAUAUAUUUUUUUCAUAAUAUAAAUGUAAAAUUCUGAAUUUUACUAAUCGCCUUUCACCUAAUUCUCACUAUUUAUGUAAUUGUGAGUCUAUAUCUUGCAGUUCUACAUUUUCCUCUCUAAUUUUUUCCUCUCAGAGUUUAUAAUUGAAAAUUUGAAGUUUUAAAAUUUGAAUGAGACACAAAUUCUCAAUUUUGAGACGGAAAGUGCAAGUUGUUAGGUAUAUACUCGCAUUUUCCAAGUUAAAAAGUCUUGGGAAGAAUAGUGAGAUAAAAUGCUAAUUAUAUUUUAAUAUUUUUUAUUCUAUUAUUUUUGUUUUUAAUGUUGAAAGCAAAAGUAGCCGUAUUUCACAAUAAGAUUUAAAAAGUAAUUUAUCCAUUAAAUUAAUAUAAAGUGACAGCAAUAAACACUUGCUGUACCAAAUAACAGUUAUUUAACAUGACAUGUUUUUACAAUUAUUAGUUUCACUGUAUUUCUGAUCAAAUAAAUGCAGAAAUUGUGAGCAUAAGAAACUUUAAUCGAUUGAAAAAAACAUACAUAUUAUUAUAAACAUUUGAAACUGUGUCGGUCAUCAUUUACUCACCCCAAUCUCAUUCCAAUCCCACUUUCUACAAUGAAAGUGAACGGUGACAAAAAGCUUCCUUCAUUGUCCUUUUCACUUGAUUAAAUGGUAAUCGAGCAGCUUGGACUUGUGUAUAAAUAUCUCCUUUUGCAUUCCAAACAGCAAAAGAGUUACCUUUCUCAUUACUUUUUACAUGAGAGACAUUUUAAGACAAACUAAGAAAGGAUAACGUUCAAUUUUCACCUCAUUCUUUUAAAAUAUCCCCAACUGUUAUGUCAUAUCGGGACUAAUCUAAUUAGGUUGCCGUUUUUUCCCCUUCCCUGCAGUUAAAGAUCCCAGCAGCCCCUCUGUUUCUGCUAUGCAAUAUUUACAGUUCCCAAAACUUUAUCGAACACUGAUGAAAUGUAUCAUUGGCCUGUUUGAGAGUGCAGCGUCAUUUGUAGGAUGUAAUGGGAGAAGCACAUUAAAGGCUGAUAUUCAUGUGCCAAUUUCAUGACUGUUCUGGUUCCUGUUGGCAUGACCAUUCUGGGAGUUGGUAUUCUAUCCCUUCCACCCUUGUGUUUUAUUUCUUGAUACGUUUAUAGACAAAGCAGUGUAAUGUAGUGUUAAAUAUUGAACAGCUGUGUACAGUGUAUAAAAUGUAUUAAAGGUGACAAUUCAA